AUGGCUUCAAAUAACCAAGGAGUGAAGCCAAAGAAGGUGGCAGGGACAACAGGCAGAUUGCCAACUUGCAAGGAUUCAUCACUAUCCAUUCAGGACCAGAAAUUUGAUGAGGUGCCAGUGAGAAUUUAUCAAUCUAAGGAAACAUACACUACAAAGCGAAAAGCUUUCUUAUUCUUCCAUGGAGGAGCUGGUACACAUGGAACCCUUGAUGACUAUGAAAAAAUUAUGCGGUAUAUUGCGAAAGAAGGUAAUGCAGUGGUCGUAGCUGUCGCAUAUGGUCUUGGCCCAGAGAAUCCUUACCCAAACCAGUUUUACGAAUGUCUAAAUGCCACUUUCCACUUAAUGAAGCAUGUGGAUGAUUAUCACAUUGAUGCGUCCCGUAUUAUCCUCAGUGGAGACAGCUGUGGAGCAAAUUUUGCAACUCGGAUUUGCCAGGUACUGGCGGGCAGAGAAGACCUCCCCAAAAUUCACGCUCAGGUUCUAAUCUACCCAGCACUGCAGGGAAUGGAUUUUGAUUUGCCCUCAUACCAGCAAAAUGCCAGAGCGCCUCUCAUGUGGCGAGAGAUGGUCCCCUAUUUCUGCUGCCUUUUCCUCAACAAGCAACCAUCCUUGACCACCAACAUUCUGGAGGGCCAGCACGUUCCUGAAGAAAUGAGGCAGAAGUACAGGAAGUGGGUGAGUGGCGACCUCGUUCCAGAAGAAUUCAAAGUCAGAGGCUACAAACCACGAGACCCGGCCUCAUACACAUUUAAGCCGGAAGUAUACGAAGAAAUGAAGACCAUUUUGGACGUGAUGUUUUCGCCGCUUUUCGCCGAGGAUGAUGUCAUCCAGAAGCUCCCCCAGACAUGCAUUUUGACCUGCGAGUAUGACGUUCUGCGGGACGAUGGGCUGCUGUACAAGAAGCGGCUGGAGGACAACGGUGUCCCCGUAAACUGGAUCCAUAUUGAGAACGGCCUGCAUACAAGCGCCGUCACCUUUGGCUAUGGGCUAUUGACCCUUCCAUCAGCAAAAAGAAUUGUGCAGGACAUUGCAGAAGUCGUUAAAAACUUAUGA
Messenger RNA from Varanus komodoensis (Komodo dragon), 1053 nucleotides. RefSeq names its product arylacetamide deacetylase-like 3. Lineage: Eukaryota; Metazoa; Chordata; Lepidosauria; Squamata; Varanidae. Gene Ontology annotation, cellular component: membrane. The coding region runs from base 1 to 1053 and encodes 350 amino acids. The record is from RefSeq and is a predicted model, not a curated record. The transcript has 4 exons. Gene Ontology annotation, molecular function: carboxylic ester hydrolase activity.